AUGCAAUUAAGUCUAAUGGCAGUACGGCAGUUGCAGUUUGUCGAUGUGAUAGUUGAAAUGGGUGAAAGUGAAGGUUUUCGUAAAAUGGAACUUGAAAGAAGAGACCAAACUAGAAGCAGUUGUAACGAAAAUAUGGAACAAUACCUGGUUAACUCUACGUUACAUGGACUAAGAUACGUUGGAGAUAGGAAAAUUUCGUACUUUGAACGGACCUUCUUCGGCUUGUCCUUUGUCUUCGUUAUACUUUUGUCUGGAUAUUUCAUUACGAACGUUUGGAAUAAGUGGUCCGCGACACCUAUGAUCAUUGCAUUGAAUUCAAAGUCAACGUCAGUUACAGACAUCCCAUUCCCAGCUGUUACAAUAUGUAAUAUGAACAAUGCAAAGGCGAGCAAAGUAAGCAGUUUCGUAAAGGGUUCGUUCAAUGAAUUUCUACUGGAAGGACUGUGCAACAAACGCGAUAAUCUAUCUAGCAACGAUUUCUCAUCCAAUUGGCCACAGUUUCGUGAAUUCAUCAUUGACGUAUCACAGUCGUGCAAAGAGAUGUUCUUGUUGUGCAAAUUUGCGUCUAAGGUGGAAUACUGUAUGCGUUUAUUUGACACUGCUCUGACCGACGAAGGCUUAUGUUGCACCUUUAAUCAAGUGCAUCGAAAAUACUUGGUCGCUAAUUACAAUGUUAAUGAUGAGUGGGACGUUGAAGUUGACGAGGACAACAAUUUACAACCAACCGAUUGGACUCCAGAAACAGGCUACGUGGAAAAAAUAGAUAAUUUCCGCAGAUUUUACCCGCGACCAGGGCCGGGAUCAGGAAUUCAUAUGGGACUAACAGUCGUCUUGAAUGUUAACGUAGACGAAUAUCACUGUUCGUCAACGGACAGUAAGGGAUUUAAGGUGCUGCUGCACAGUCCGACCGAAACUCCGCAAAUACAAAAUUUUGGAUUUUCAAUUACGCCUGGAUAUGAGUCUCGAGUGGUUAUAACACCAAGAAUUUCCGAUGCAAACUUUAAAAUCCGUUCAAUACCACAGUCUCAGAGAAAUUGUAUAUUUGCCAGUGAAGGGAAUCUAGCAUAUUUCAGAACCUAUUCUCGAAAAAAUUGCGAACUGGAGUGCCAAUCCAACUUGAUUUUGGAAGCGUGCGGAUGCGUUUUGUACUACAUGCCGAGGACGAGCAAUGAAACUUCCAUCUGUAAUCGAGACGAUUACGACUGUUACAGCAAUACGAUGCGUGCGAUCGAAUUCAAAAGGAAUGAAACGUUUACAUGUCACUGCUUACCAGCUUGUUUCGAGCUUAGUUUCAGUGGUGAAAUUUCAAAUGCGCACCUGGGAACUGAACCAUUUCACACGAAAAACAAUUUUAUCAAAGCAUUUGGAAAAGGAUUUGUUGAGUGAGAGUGACGAUGAUCUGCUGGUUGUAGUUUAUUUGACUAACAAAACAUUCUCCAGCAGACGU
Bradysia coprophila is the source of this 1447-nucleotide messenger RNA. RefSeq names its product pickpocket protein 28-like. Gene Ontology annotation, biological process: sodium ion transmembrane transport. Lineage: Eukaryota; Metazoa; Arthropoda; Insecta; Diptera; Sciaridae. Gene Ontology annotation, cellular component: plasma membrane. The record is from RefSeq and is a predicted model, not a curated record. Gene Ontology annotation, molecular function: ligand-gated sodium channel activity.